Vigna angularis (adzuki bean) is the source of this 650-nucleotide messenger RNA. RefSeq names its product flowering-promoting factor 1-like protein 2. The transcript has 2 exons. Lineage: Eukaryota; Viridiplantae; Streptophyta; Magnoliopsida; Fabales; Fabaceae. Gene Ontology annotation, biological process: vegetative to reproductive phase transition of meristem; regulation of flower development. The record is from RefSeq and is a predicted model, not a curated record. The coding region runs from base 45 to 554 and encodes 169 amino acids.
CCCUUGUUCACAUACCAGAAAAAGCAAAGUUAGGAAGAAAAAAAAUGUCUGGGGUGUGGAUGUUCAAGAAUAAUGGUGUGUAUCGGUUGGUGGAAAACCCUCAAGCUGAAGGGUCAGAUGGAAGACAAGGGAAGGGAAGUAGCUCAAAGAGAAAGGUUUUGGUGCACUUGCCAAGUGGAGAAGUGGUUUCUUCCUAUGCUUUUCUUGAACAAAUUUUAACUGGAUUAGGUUGGGAGAGGUACUAUGAUGGAGAUCCUGACCUCUACCAAUUCCACAAACACUCCUCAAUUGACCUAAUUUCCCUCCCAAAAGACUUCUCCAAGUUCAACUCCAUCAACAUGUAUGAUAUAGUCAUCAAGAACCCCAAUGUCUUCCAUGUUCGUGAUAAAAUUGCACGUGUUCCCAAAAUGUGGAAAGGCCAAUUCAACACAAAGGUUUCAAGGUUUGUUUGGUUAAGGAAAACAGAAAGAGGACCUGGGAUUUUGAUAAGCACAUGUUGUCUGCUUGUUCCCAAUUUCCAUGGAUCACCGCAUCUCAAAAGGUUAGGAAAUUGAUUGAUCACGUGUCUAUGUUUUCUCUCCAAUUAAAUACCAUCUACAUUUACUUUUUUUUCAUAUAUAUAUAUUAUACACAUGGGUGUGGGUGGGGAC